Athalia rosae (coleseed sawfly) is the source of this 1479-nucleotide messenger RNA. It is a transcript of the gene Ref1, whose product is annotated as THO complex subunit 4. Lineage: Eukaryota; Metazoa; Arthropoda; Insecta; Hymenoptera; Athaliidae. Gene Ontology annotation, biological process: mRNA export from nucleus. Gene Ontology annotation, molecular function: mRNA binding. Bases 105 to 857 code for a protein of 250 amino acids. Gene Ontology annotation, cellular component: nucleus. The record is from RefSeq and is a predicted model, not a curated record. The transcript has 5 exons.
GAUUCUUCGCCGUUCCCGGUCACCGCUGCCAUCUUUAAUAAAACAGGGUGAGGACGUGAGGUUUGUUUCUUAGAGUUUGCGUUGAAAAGAGAUAAUUAUUGUAAAUGAAGAUGGUGGAUAAAAUCGAAAUGAGUCUUGACGACAUCAUCAAGCAAAAUAAAGGGGGUAGAAUACGAGGCGGUGCAAGAAGAGGUCGGGGGACAGCUUCACCUAGACGAGGAGUCAGAGGCGCGCCAAGAACCGGUGGAGGUGUGAUGCGAGGCCGAAGCCGAGGUGGAAUUGGCCGUUCGGCCGCCCCAUACACUCGGGGAGAUGUAAACAGUGCGUGGAAGCAUGAUAUGUUCGACGGAGUAAAGAAAGUGGGACGAGGUGCAAUCGGUGGCACAGGCACAACCAAGCUGUUGGUUUCAAAUUUGGAUUUUGGGGUUUCAGACUCCGAUAUUCAGGAAUUAUUCAGUGAAUUUGGACCAUUGAAAUCAGCCGCAGUACACUAUGAUAGAUCAGGUCGUUCUUUGGGGUCGGCAGAUGUUAUCUUUGAAAGGAGAGCCGAUGCUAUCAAAGCGAUGAAACAAUAUAAUGGCGUACCUCUCGAUGGUCGUGAAAUGAACAUCCAAGUUGCUACCUCAGAAAUACCUGUGACUUCAUCGAUUCGAGGAGGGAGUAGGCUAACUGGCGGUAACUUUACACAAAGAGUACAACCGCGCUUCAGAGGCGCACGUGGUGCCAGCUCAAAUCGAGGUCGUGGAACUGGGGGUAGACGUGGUGGAACCAGGGGGGGUGGCCGGACGCCAGCCAAGACCCCAACUGCUGAAGAGUUGGACGCAGAGCUGGAGGCGUAUGUGAAGGAAGUGAAGUAACAUAAGAUAAUAUAGAUUUACCACGUGCAUCUCAUUUAACAGUUUUCGUAUGAAAUAACACAUGACGUGUUUCUUAUUCCCAAUUAUUUUGAAAAUCAUAAAAUAGUGAAGGAGAAAGGUUGAAAUAAAAAAUAAUAUUGAUAAAUCAGAAAAAACUAAUAUUCAAAAGAAAAAAAAAGAAGUUAUUGAUUUUCUCAUAAAAAUGGGUAUUUUAUAUUUAAUCUGACGUUUACUCUUAGGGUUAGUAACAGAAAUAAUAAUAACUGAAAAUCGAUAAAUUAAUGGUAAAGGAACAAGAUACCGUUUGUAGAUGCUGAAAGAAAAAUAUUUUCUUUUUUUUCAUUAAUACAUGAACAUAUAAAACUUAUGACAUAAUAAUACAAAGGCUGUAUGGAUUUUGUAUGAUGUACUAUCGUGCGUGUGUGACAAUUGAUCGAAAAAUACACUAAAAUUCUUCUUCAAAAGUUGUUAUUCAUCAAAGUACGUAAUGUGCUUAUAGCCCUGAAUAGAUGUUUAAGUUGACACUGUUAAAACAACGUUACCAGUAUGUGAGCGACCUUCGUAUGAUUAUAUCCCAUUUAAAAAAUAAAUUAAAAAGAGACUUUUUGAAUGUACCAAAUUA